Molecule: messenger RNA, 369 nt
Organism: Eimeria mitis
Lineage: Eukaryota; Apicomplexa; Conoidasida; Eucoccidiorida; Eimeriidae
Exons: 1
Coding region: 1-369 (122 amino acids)
Source: RefSeq, a predicted model, not a curated record
AUGCAGCAGCAACAGAUGCAGCAGCAGCAGAUGCAGCAGCAGAAGAUGCAGCAGCAUCAGAUGCAGCAGCAACAGAUGCAGCAGCAGCAGAGGCAGCAGCAGCAGAUGCAGCAGCAGAAGCUGCAGCAGCAGAUGCAGCAGCAGAAGAUGCAACAGCAGCAGAUGCAGCAGCAGCAGAUGCAGCAGCAGCAGGUGCAGCAGCAGCAGAUGCAGCAGCAGAAGCUGCAGCAGCAGAAGCUGCAGCAGCAGAUGCAGCAGCAGAUGCAGCAGCAGAUGCAGCAACACCAACAGCUGCAGCAGCAAGUGCAGCAACUUCUGCUGCUGCGGCUGUUGAAGCAGCACCCGUGCUUUUUUCAGGGCAGACAAUAG